AAUUACAUAAUGGUGAAAAGUUCCUCCGAAUACGUAAAGGCUAUUGAAGGUGGUAUUCAGCCUACUCAGGCUGUGGAAACAAAAAUCUAUAAAAGACGAUGGUUGAUUCUUAUCAUUUUCGUUUUAUAUAGUGCAAGUAAUGCCAUGCAAUGGAUUCAAUAUAGUAUCAUCACUAAUAUAGUUAUGAAAUACUACGAUGUAUCUAGUUUUGCGGUAGACAUGACUAGUAUGAUUUAUAUGAUUACUUACAUUCCUUUUAUCUUCCCAGCAAGUUAUUUUUUAGAUAAAUUUGGUCUGCGAUAUGCUACGCUUCUUGGUGCCUUGGGAACUGCUGCCGGUUCCUGGUUAAAAGUAUUCAGCGUAAAUCCCGAUCGAUUUUGGUUAACUUUUUUUGGUCAUACUGUAGUUGCCUUCAGUCAAACUUUUGUACUUUCUGUACCAGCAAGAUUGGCUGCUGUUUGGUUUGGUCCUGAUCAAGUAAGCAGUGCCUGCAGUAUUGGAGUUUUUGGUAAUCAGCUUGGUAUUGCUAUAGGAUUCCUUUUUCCACCAAUGCUUGUGCCAAGUAGUGAUGAUAUCAAUGUAAUCGGUCAAGGUUUUCAACUUAUGUUUUAUAUCGUAGCUGCAUGUACUUCGGUUAUUUUUGUACUCAUUUUACUAUUUUUCAAGGAUCAACCACCAUUACCGCCAAGUCCAGCUCAAGCGGUUCAAAGGGAAGCGGAGGCAUCCGAAGACUUUUGGUUAUCAAUUAAGAGACUUAUUACAAAUACUGGCUAUUUGUUGCUCUUAAUCAGUUAUGCUAUUAAUGUAGGGAUUUUUUACGCAAUUAGUACUCUUCUCAAUCAAAUUGUUUUAAAACACUUUCCUGGCCACGAAAUAGAUGCAGGAAGGAUAGGACUUACUAUAGUGUGUGCCGGGAUGUUAGGUUCUGUUGUGUGUGGAGUCGUUCUUGAUAAGACCCACAAAUUCAAGGAGACAACUCUUGGAGUAUACAUAUUUUCGUUUUUGGGAAUGAUAAUUUUCACCAUUACGCUUGGUCUAGAAAAAAUCAUUAUUGUUUACGUAACAUCUGGUCUUUUAGGAUUUUUCAUGACCGGAUACCUUCCCGUUGGUUUUGAGUUUGCUGCUGAAUUAACAUAUCCAGAGCCAGAAGGAACGUCGGCAGGUUUGCUCAAUGCCAUGACUCAAGUAUUUGGUGUUGCUUUUACUAUGCUGUAUGGUUAUUUUUUUGAUAUCUGGGAUGAUUACUGGGCAAAUAUCGUUCUUUGUGUAGUACUUUUUGUGGGUGCCAUUAUCACCUGCAUUAUACCCAAUGAUCUUAGGAGGCAGAAUGCUAAGUUCUAAAGUACAACCACACAGCUUCCUUUCAGCUUUGCCUUUUAUUUAUUAUACAGGUGAUUAAUUUUAUCGUAUGAAUAGAACUGGCUGUAAUUCAGUUAAUCUAGUCACGAUAAGUGUUUAAAUAUAUGAAAAGAUUCAAGCUUUAUUAAAGGGAGCUUCGUUGCUGUUACUGUUGAUUUUUCUCUGCAUUAACACAUAAUGUAAUAUAUGUAUAUAAUGCAUUAUAAUAUUAGACCUGAAAGUUUAUUUUAUAAAUAUUACGGUGAGUUGUUAGAUAAUACUUUAGUCUUUAAUUAUAUAAUAAAUGUUUUUAAAUAUAUUGGAAUAGCUGUAUAUUAUAUAUGAAUCACGUGGAAGAUUAUUUGUAUACAUUUAAUAUAACUGCAUAAUUUAACGAUGAGCUAUUCACUCUUUAUGUGUGUAGUUAAUGGUUCUAUAAAAUCAUACCAGUAUAAAUUCUGUAGCCACAUUAAAUAUAUUUGAAUUUCAUAAUAUGAUACUAACUAAUCUUAAGUCAAGUUAGUUAGAUUAGUUGCUGUAAUAAUUAUUAUUUGUUAGUUGGUAUUUGUAAAUAGCACAUCCACAAAAAUCCAUCGACAAUAAAUAGCACUUCUCACAAUAAUAUAAUUGAUCGCUAAAAAGAUUUAAAAACUAGCUCCAAACAAUGGUGAAUCAUUCUAAAAAACAAUAUGUCUCGAAAUAUUCAAACAAUCAUUUUUUAAUUAUCACUUUUUUACAGAAAAUAUUUGAUACGUUAAAAAACUAUAUCUUAAAGCAUGAUUCUACAA
Molecule: messenger RNA, 2126 nt
Organism: Ceratosolen solmsi marchali
Lineage: Eukaryota; Metazoa; Arthropoda; Insecta; Hymenoptera; Agaonidae
Exons: 8
Coding region: 10-1341 (443 amino acids)
Biological process (GO): transmembrane transport; heme export
Cellular component (GO): membrane
Molecular function (GO): heme binding; heme transmembrane transporter activity
Source: RefSeq, a predicted model, not a curated record